ACUUAUGUUAUCAAUAUAUUUCGAAUACGACGAACUUUAUAAAACAGCUGCUUAGUAGACUUCACAAUUUAUUCUUCACACUACUGGAUCUUCAAGCGAAUAAAAAAAGAAGAUAAUUCAAGAUUAUCCAAAACUUCGGAAUGAACACGCCACACUUGAUAACGACUAUUCUUCUUAGCCUUAUUUUAGGAACGAAUGCAUGGAACUAUAAGGAUGCUAAAAAAUGGGGCAACAAAUAUAAAAAAUGUAAGGGAAGACAUCAAUCUCCCAUACUUUUAAAUCCUGCUGGCUCGCCUCCUUUUUCAAAUUUCAAGAAAACAAUCAGACUUACAGACUUUAACAAAUUACCAGACAAGUUAACCAUAAAGAAUACUGGUCGCACUGUGGAAAUGAAAGCCGAGUGGACAGGAGAAGCUCCAAAGUGUUAUGGUGGACCCCUUGAUGGGAAGUAUGUGUUUGAAAAAGUCACUUUUCAUUGGGCUCAAAAAAAGUGGAUAGCCUUUGAAGCUUCGCCAAAUGCAGAACAAGAUCGAAUGACGUACGAUAUGGAAAUGAAAAUGUUUUUUUAUAAAGAACAUUUGAAGUCAUUUGAGAAAGCUGAAUCGAAAAAGGGCGGUCUUGUCGUAUUUAGCAUGGGGCUCACGGUGUUUCGGGAGGGAUAUGGUAUUGCCGAACCUUUGUUUGACAACCUGGAAAAAAAAAUUAAUAAGGUGCGAUCUCCAAAUUCAACAGCAGAGAUAACCCCUUUCCGCUUCGCAAGUAUUUUUGAUAAGCCUAGUAGAAUGCUACCCUUUUAUUACUACGAAGGCUCGCUAGAUUAUCCGCCUUGUUCAGAAUCUGUGUCUUGGUUCAUAAUGGAUUCUAAUACUGGUAUUGCCGAUAGCCUAAUACGUAAAGUGAGGACAAUAAAAUUAGCCGAAGAAGACAAGUCGAAUGUUAGACCUCCCCAGCCACUAAACAAACGUGAAGUUCAUUUUGUGUGUAAUUAUGAAGGGCACGAGGAUUGGGAGAAACAGUUCGACAGUAAACCGUCGCAAGCAAAUGCAGAUGCCUCUUUUAAAAAUUUGCCUGCAGACGGCAGGGAUUAGACAGUGUAUGGACUAUUACUAAACUUUUUCCCAUACUUGACUACUAGUAAUAUACCCUGCGAAGUUUAGU
Belonocnema kinseyi is the source of this 1158-nucleotide messenger RNA. RefSeq names its product putative carbonic anhydrase 3. Gene Ontology annotation, cellular component: plasma membrane. The transcript has 9 exons. NCBI's taxonomy places the organism in Eukaryota, Metazoa, Arthropoda, Insecta, Hymenoptera, Cynipidae. Gene Ontology annotation, molecular function: carbonate dehydratase activity; zinc ion binding. Bases 141 to 1088 code for a protein of 315 amino acids. The record is from RefSeq and is a predicted model, not a curated record.